Exaiptasia diaphana is the source of this 821-nucleotide messenger RNA. RefSeq lists its product as uncharacterized. Lineage: Eukaryota; Metazoa; Cnidaria; Anthozoa; Actiniaria; Aiptasiidae. The transcript is spliced from 5 exons. Bases 108 to 659 code for a protein of 183 amino acids. The record is from RefSeq and is a predicted model, not a curated record.
UCGGUAAAUGUUACAGAGCGGACCCAUUCUCCGUUUUUUUCUGACAAAGGACCCAUCACCUACCAUAAACAUAAUAUAUAUUUUUUUACAUCCGUGUCAGUUUCAACAUGUUUGUAACCGUAAAAUAUGCAGAUGACAGACAAGAGCUUUUUAACCCUGACUGCCGAAGCUGUUUGUUGCUUAGCAACAUCAAAGAGCGCUGUGACUGUGACGAGGAUGAUAUUGUUGAUUUAUCUGACGAGACUGGAUGUCUCAAGAACUUAUUAAACAACCCUCUUGAAUAUGCAACUAAAUUUUUGUCAAGUCGAGAAAUACUCAUUCUUGUCAAAGGAGAAAAACAAGACGGGAAUAGAAUGACAUUUGUUCCAUCGUUGGAGAGCUUGGAAGACAACAAGGAAUUCUUGGAACGUUUAAARCCUCCGCCACCCAAGCAAAAAGACGAACGCUUUAACAGAAACACCUCCGCAAGAGGGCUUCAUCCUUCUCUAAAUCAAAAACGAGCGUCACUGACUCCUCGACAAACCAAGAAUCUCGUACUGCCACAGCCAAAUCGUAAUCUUCUCAGUCCUAAUAUGGGCAGAAGGGCGAGRCGAGCCCGCAGUCAAAGUGUUCAGUUAUCACGUAGCCCUAAUUUGAGUMUAUUUAGAAAGGGGAAAUGAAUAGAAAAAAUGGCUUUCUCCUGUAAUUUCCUUUUUUUCCUCUGACUGCUUAAAUGGUCGACAAACGAAUAUUUUUUCAAAGUGUGCUAUGAUCUUAUGAUUAAACAAAUUAUUAUAUAUUAUUAUUGAUUAUUAAUAAAAAUCACAUUUGACUCAUGUAUC